Messenger RNA from Echinostoma caproni, 303 nucleotides. The record is from the annotation of a GenBank genome assembly. Lineage: Eukaryota; Metazoa; Platyhelminthes; Trematoda; Plagiorchiida; Echinostomatidae.
CGGUACACAUUAGCCCGAUCCAAAGUGAUUCCCCUGCCAAAGUGGAAGGCGAAUCCAGUCACACAACCGGAGGCUAUUUUUCCAAAAGGAACCGCCGUAUUCGCCCUAUACCCACAAACCACAUGUUUCUACAAAGCUAUUGUGGAUGAAGUCCCAGUCCAUAUACACGAUGAGUAUUCACUUUAUUUCGAAGAUUCCUCCUAUCCUGAAGGUUAUGCUCCAGCGAUCCGUAUUCCACAGCGUUAUGUGGUCGAAUGUCGUGAAAGCCCCUCGGGAAGUUCCAGACGUCGUUCGCUGAAGUAG